Messenger RNA from Arabis nemorensis, 636 nucleotides. The record is from the annotation of a GenBank genome assembly. NCBI's taxonomy places the organism in Eukaryota, Viridiplantae, Streptophyta, Magnoliopsida, Brassicales, Brassicaceae.
AUGGCGAUUUCGGCGAGGGAGAAUAUUCUCUCUUUGUCGCGGUUGCUCUUCGCUGGCGGUUCUCUUCGUCGCCGCAAGGGCGAUCUCUUCAACCUCUAUCAUCCUCACGGCGAUGGAAGGCGUAGCGAAGAGAUCUUCUCUCUUCUCUCUGUGGCGAUGGAAGGCGAAGAGAUCUUCUCUCUUCGUCGCCAUAUGUGUUCUCUCUCCGUCGCGGGGAAAUGGCAACAGCAACAGAUCCACCGUCUCAACAUCCACGAGUAUCAGGGUGCUGAGUUGAUGGGGAAAUAUGGAGUUAAUGUGCCAAAAGGAGUCGUUGUUUCUACGUUGGAUGAAGUGAAAAAGACUAUCCAAGACGUUUUCCCUAAUGAAAGCGAGUUGGUUGUUAAGAACCAGAUUUUGGCUGGUGGAAGAGGUCUUGGAACAUUCAGCCUAAAGAUAUUGCUAGUAUUGUGCAUGGUUUCUUGUUUGUGGCCUUCUUCAAGUGUUGUUUUUGUUGUCUCGGGAUUUAUUGAUCUAGUUCUGAUUUUUAUCAUUGUAGGAAAGAUGUUAGGACAAGUACUUCUCACCAAACAAACUGGUCCUCAAGGCAAAGUAGUUAGCAAGUUUUGCUCAGCAGUUAACUUCUCUGUGUAUUGA